ACCGUCGGCUUCUUUCUUCACACUGCUGCAGUGACCACAACAGCGACCAGCGACGACACAACGAAUGGCGGAGAAGUCAGAAUAAAACACAUUACAUAUAGACAGCUGCAGCUAUGGGCAAGUCCCAGUCACACUUGGCCAAGCACAAAGAUGAGAGUCAGGACGCACUGACGGCCGACAGUCAAACGGAGGAGGAUGGAAAGAACGGAGACGUUUCUCAGUUUCCUUACGUUGAGUUCACGGGGCGAGACAGCGUCACGUGCCCCACCUGUCAGGGCACCGGCAGAAUCCCCCGAGGACAGGAGAAUCAACUGGUGGCCCUGAUUCCAUACAGCGACCAAAGACUGAGGCCGAGCAGGACAAAGCUGUAUGUCACGAUAUCAGUGGCUCUGUGCCUGCUGCUGUCUUGCCUGGCCGUUUUCUUUCUGUUCCCUCGCUCUAUCGAUGUCUCCUACGUGGGAGUGAAGACUGCCUACGUCUCCUAUGACCUGGACAAACGAAUCGUCUAUCUCAACAUCACUAGCACUCUGAACAUCACCAACAACAACUACUACGCCGUGUCGGUGACCAACAUCACGGCACAAGUGCAGUUCUCCAAGACGGUGAUCGGAAAGACCAAGUUCAACAACAGCUCCGUGAUCAUCCCGCUGGAUGAGCGGCAGAUCGACUACACCGUUCCCACCACCAUAGCCGAUGAGAUGAGUUACAUGUUCGACUACUGCACCUUGCCGACCAUCAAAGUUCACAACAUAGUGGUCAUGAUGCAGGUCACGGUGACAACGUCGUACUUCGGCCACGCUGAGCAGGUCUCCCAGGAGAUGUACCAGUACGUGGACUGCGGGGGGAACACCACCUCCUUGCAUGGGCAUGUGCAGGUCUACAAAUAAGGCGAGAAAGGAGAGCGCAGACAGGUGUGCUGUGACUCUUGCAGAGAUGACUUGGCUGACCUCCACGUCGGGAAUCUCGGCUCAUUAACGAUGGAAACAUGGACAGGGGUUGUAACCUUCUCUUAAAUAAGUCACACGGCUCACCUCCUCUUUAUUUCCCAACCACUCUCUUCCUUCGGCGCGUCAGAUGUGAUGUUAGAAAAAGGUAUGUGCUGGUAGAGAAGUCAAAUCUUACCUGACAGAGCCGGGAUUUCUCAGCUUGCAGGAUUUGCCUCGAGGUUUGAAAUCCUGUUUCCACCCUGGUGCCAACAUAAAUAAACAGAUAUGGUUUUAAUAUUCAGGUCGACAUUCCCAUCACGUUUACACCCGUCACUCCUCAACAACUAAAUAAACAGCUGGAAGCAGUUGACUCAGAUAUGAUGCACUUUAACCCCUUACCUAAAGAUACACGCUGAGGAAGUACCAGAGGAAAACUGCGGCUUAAACACCCUCUUUUGUUCACUACCACUUUGAAAACCACAAACCUGAGGGGCGGGGAGCUUUUUUAGAAAGUGAAACCACUGAGUGAUUUUCUUUAUUUUUACCAUUAUUUCAUUUCUUCCAACAGCAGCCUCUCUUUUGAUUAGGAUUAAUGUUAGGUGAUUUGACAUAGAUAAGGGUUAUUUUAAGUCCUCUUCUUUGGGCUCAGAUUAGUUUUUGUUUCCUGCUUGAGUAAAGGUAGUCCAAGUCUUCUUCCUGCAACAUUUACCUGAGUGAUAAAUAAGCGAACGUGACUACUGUGAAGACUUUAACAUAGUGCAAUGAAUAUACAGAAUAACUUUGUAAAAGGGAUCAUAUUUUUAAUUCUAGGGGCAAUGUGGGAGCCUUAAGGGUUAAAUAUACUUGCUUUUGAACCACGUGAAUGCUUAGGCAACCGGCUGAGUUGUGAACGCAAAGGUUCACAUACUGAUGUACGACGUGUGAUACUGGAUGAUUCCUCUAGAGGGAGCAGGGAGCGCCACAUAAAUCAGACGACGUAAAACACUGAAGUAGAGAUGCAUGUUUGUUACCAUGCAACGGCAAUGACACCUCAUAGUGCGAGUAGUUGUGGACUUGAUCUAAUAACUUUUCUUUAAACUUUCCAACAUUGUUGUAUCGGCUCUCUGGUGUCUCCGAUCUUGUCAUUUCCGCUCUCAUCACCAUACAUCUCUACACUGCUCCUAGUGGUUAUGUGCAUAUUGGGUUAGGCAAUGGCGUUUAUUUCUGAGGUCGUGCACAACCAGCACUCCAAACCACUGCAGGAUACACAAGGCCGAUGUCGUGCGUUCGCGUAGUUAAAAGCAAGUAUACUCAGGGCUUCAGGAGGCUGUAAAAUGUGUACAUGUUCGUGUAACAUUUGAAUUUGUCCUUCCGGCUUGCCGUUAAACGUGUUUAAUCUCAAAUAUUUCUGCUGUGAGAGAAGCUGUCUUUUUCUUUUAUGAGAUUGUCCUAUUUUUGUGGGCUGUGGUGUCAUGCAUUCACAACAGGGUAAUUGCUGUAUUUUAUUCAUUUCGCCUGCAUCUUUAACACGAGUUGACUUCAUCUUUUUUUUUUUUUUUUACUGAUCAUGAUUCCUGUUUUACUUUCUUGUGUGGUAUCAUUUUAAAUUGGCUGAUAAUUGACAGAAGUGGAAAAUAAAACAUGUUCAGAUACUUGGAAAUGUUUUUUAAAAAAUCAUGUAAAAUACAGAACCUGACACCCGCAAUACAACAUGCAAGAAAUGUGAAUCAUUCUCAUGUACUGUAAAACUUCAAAUAAAGGCCCAUCCUAAUUUAAAGCCCAGUCCCUUUUACUGGCCUGGUGUUGCUGCACGUUUUGACAGUCAGAGGCCUCGAUGCAUUUAGUGUUGAAGAAGUUUGCAGAUCAAAGAUAAGGAGGAAAAGCAGCACGACACGCAAAGAUGAACUUCAACGUCCAAGAAUGGACCAACCAACUCUCUUCAAAAGCUUGAUCAAAUUAGUGACUUGUAAUUUUAAAAAAAGUAAUCAAUAUACUCAUUUUGUAUUUGUACUCAGUUUAAUAUUCUUUCUGCUGUACAUUGAUAAGGUUUAAAGACUUCCUAUCUUUGCUGUGCACGAGUUGUGUCUAAAAGUAAUUCACGCCUGUCCCAAAAGAAGGCAGGCUCCUUUUAUACCCUGAAGUAAAUAAAAGCCCGGGCUAUCACUUUGAAGUUUUACGGUACUUACAGAGAACUGUGGAGCCAACCUUUCUUGAUAUUUGCUUACAGGCAGCACAGUGUGUGAUUUGUCUCUUUGUAACAACCUCUCUGCGAUCAUUGUGUUUCUGAUGCAUGAAGAUGAAAAAUAAAGUCAAUACUUAUUUUAA
Labrus bergylta (ballan wrasse) is the source of this 3230-nucleotide messenger RNA. It is a transcript of the gene tmem106ba, whose product is annotated as transmembrane protein 106Ba. Lineage: Eukaryota; Metazoa; Chordata; Actinopteri; Labriformes; Labridae. The record is from RefSeq and is a predicted model, not a curated record.